Molecule: messenger RNA, 882 nt
Organism: Bathycoccus prasinos
Lineage: Eukaryota; Viridiplantae; Chlorophyta; Mamiellophyceae; Mamiellales; Bathycoccaceae
Exons: 1
Coding region: 1-882 (293 amino acids)
Source: RefSeq, a predicted model, not a curated record
AUGGUUUCGAGUUCGUCGUCGAGUUUUGGUUUUGCCGUCGAGGACGACGAAGGAGGAGAAGGACAUGACGUCGUCGGUGGUGUUGCCAGCAGAAAUACGGGGAGGAUAAGGACGACGACCACAAUAAGGACUCGUAAACUCCUCUCCCGCUCGGGUCUCCCCAUCGACGACUUGGAGGAGUUCGAAACCUGGGACGUUGGUGGAGGAUUCGAGGAGCGCGACGACGACGAUGCAGACGACGACGAAUACGAAGAUAAAGAACGCAAACGCGCAGAAAAACGCUUACUCGAGAAGCGAGAGAAAGUGCGAGUGCGCGUGGGAAAGCUUCGCGCGAGACGGGCGGAUAAACGCCGCGCGAAACGGUUAGCGAGCGGUGAAGACGUGUUGGAGGAGGAAGAGGACGAAGCACAACACACGGAGUUGACGGAUGAAGAGAUAUUGGCGGAAUACGAGGACGAGGACGAGGAGGAAAACGAAGAGGAAGAAGACGCGUUCGAUCGAAACGAUUUGAGAGACCGCGAUGAUCCGGACGACGAGGAUGACGAUUACGCGUUGAAGACGACGGAGGAGUUGCGGCAAACGAAGAAGGCGAUGGAUUUGUUCGACGAAGACGACGACGAAGAGGAGGAGGAUGCAGAUGGGGAGGAUGGGGGUGAGAAGAAGAUUAAGAAGAAGAAGAGGCCAACGUCCGACUUAGACGAGUACGAAGAUAUCGACGAGGUGGAUUUGGAUUACGACUCGGAAGGCGUGCACGCGGACGACGAGAACGAUGUUUUCCGAGAAGACGACGAGUACGAAGACGAGCAAGAGUAUGAUUUAGAUAGCGACGACGACGAGGACGUAAACGAUGAAGAAUAUAGCGGUAAAGAAAAGGAUUUUUAG